This is a messenger RNA of Coniophora puteana RWD-64-598 SS2, 1360 nucleotides long. RefSeq lists its product as uncharacterized. The record is from RefSeq and is a predicted model, not a curated record. The coding region runs from base 10 to 1356 and encodes 448 amino acids. Lineage: Eukaryota; Fungi; Basidiomycota; Agaricomycetes; Boletales; Coniophoraceae. The transcript is spliced from 2 exons.
CAAGAGAUGAUGAGUUGUGCUGGUGCGUUGCCCCUGACAGUUCAAGCUGAUCUGUCGCUCCUUUGGCGACCUCUUGACGGUCUGCGGGAGGUCUUCAAGCACAUCGGGCGUGUACGGGAGCUGCAACUUUCAGACGGUGGACAGAGAGAUGAAACCGAAGAUCUUUUUAGGGGCAUUCGUACGGGUGGAAGCAUUCCCAAUCCUCUAGAAACACUCUGGCUCCGAUCGGAAGACAUUGCAGGCUGCACAGAUUCUCGUUUAGCCUCUGCCAUCUUUCAGCUAUCGACACCAUCGUUGAAGACAUUACGUAUUGAUAAUUGGGCGCUAGACUUCCGGACGGCAUCCCAUGCCCUCCGAAAGCUUACAAAUCUCCAGCUCAUCUCGGUCUCCUGUGCUGAUUAUAAUGUCUUGGAUUUUAUGACUGCACUGGCGGCAAUGGGCGAUCUUCAAAUGCUGACGCUUAACCGUUCGCUCCCUUCCCAUCAGGAAAUCAUAGCAUAUGACAUUGCCUUGCCCAACCUGACCUGCCUUGACAUGGAGGACGACGUUUUAGAUUGCAACGCAAUGCUUCUAAACUUCCGUCUAUCUCGUCCCCUGGUUCAAUUCCGCUUACACUGUGAUUAUCUCUCUCAUGAACAGGAACUACCCGUCCUUCGUUCUAUGAUCCAGCAGAGCAGGAUGUUGAAGGAGAGCUCAGAUGGUCCACUGUUCAGUUUGGCGGGUCACCUCUCUGGCCUUUCUUUUGGGCAUUUUUCCCAAACGCAAGGAAGCGUCCGUUUUGAGCUCUCGGCUCAAACAUCUGUUGGCUAUCACCGCCCUACCCAGAUUACGGGACAAGGCUGGCGACUGCCCGCACUCUCCGUGGGCUGCAGCUGCUUUGUCGAAGACGCAGAAUCCUUCCUCUCUCACAUCCUUGGGAUUGUAUCCAUUCAUUCGGUCUCAUUCGCCAACUUCUUCGGAUUUGACAUGCCUCAGUCAUGCUGGGAUAUUUUAUGCAGGGAGCUUCGCUCCGUGCAAGUACUUUUAGCCUCAGGAUGCAACGCGGACAGCAUGGCGCGGGCGCUCAUGCCUGUACUCGGCCAAGAACUCCCGGCUCCCAAGCUCCAGCGCUUGUUGUUGUUCGAAGUCGGGCUUGAUGCGUGUCAAUCCGUGGAUGUUCCCACCCUUCAGGAAUUGAUUGCAGUACGGCAGUCUCGAGGAUCUUGGUUGGAAGUAUCAGAGGUAAAUCCGCGCCUUGCGAUUGGAGCGAGAGGAAGAGAUUGGGUUACCCUUCAGAGUCAGGGCCUUGACGCCGUGUGGGACGUCGUUAAAACAUUGUUAGACGUGGACUCGGUUUAUAAAAGCAAAUUUCUAUGAUCCC